UUACCUAGGUACUGGCUUUCCCAUGGCGGCCAGCAAUCCACGUGCUACUGGACGAGGUUCUGGGACAUCUUCCGGUGGUGAUCUGUCCAUCUUGGGAAUUACCAUUCCGGAUCACCUAGACCUGGUACUGGUGGUACUGAUGUCGCUGACAUGUGAGUCUGGUCUCGGCGUCAGCAAGACGUUCGCGGCAGAUUACGGAUCAAGUUCUCAUAAGAGGUUCUGUUUGAUGCCCAGCGGGUAUGCAUGUCGGCCUUGGUACGGCCGUAGAGGUAUUUAUGCACGUAUUCGUAACCUCCAACAGGCCUUGUUCCCGGCUUGUUCGAUGUUUGGGUCAACAAUCAACAGAAGCUCAUAACCCUUGCAUCUCCUUGCAUUCUUCCGUGAUAUAUUAGACAGGCUUUCAAUCGAGAAGAAAGCGACUCGACAAUUAGACAUCAACAUCAAUGGCACCAGCAACAGAAGUUGCAAUUCUCCCUCUCGCAGAGGGUCAGGAUCCAGAUGACUCUACCAGUGCUGCCGGACAGACGCUCAAAGCAUGUCUCGAAACAGUCUCAAAGCAGGAUGGCUGUCAACGUGUUUACUGGGGGAAGCAGGUCGAGAACCAGUCGAUAGGCGUGGCUUUCAUUGACUGGGAAAGUCUUGAUCACCACAAGAGAUUCAUCGAGUCGGAAGAGUUCCCAUCCUUCAUGGGCCAGUUGGGAUCUCUGGUCAGUGGUCCUGGCGCACUUUACCACGUCCACUUUGAUGACCACCCGGCCGUUCCGGCUCUCGUCGGCGAUGGUGUGCACGUAACUGAAUUUCUCACUGUAUACUUCCCUCAGGACUACUCCUCGGAUGACCAGAAGGCCUUUGAUCAGAAUGUCCAGAAAUUCCUCGAUGUCACCAAGGGCAGUGCGGAAGGCUUCAAGGACGCUCGUGCUGGUUGGAUUGUGGAAGACCUUGAUGAUCUUAACAGCUCCGAGAAGCGCAAAGCCUGGACUGCGUUGGUCGGUUGGGAUAAAGUGGAAUCACAUCUGAACUACAGGAAUACCUCAGCAUUUCAAGACAAUGUCCACCUGCUGAGAGGAGCAAAAGACUUGAAGGGUCUGGUCAAUGUUCACGUAGCCGUGAAGGAGUUCAAGCAGUAGGGCAUAUGUGUAUACACCACGGUUGAGAAACUGUACCAGCGACACUGCGCAGUGAGUGCCGAGAUCACAGGAACAUGGAUGCUGGAGUUGGCAGGCAGGACGGACGCAAUGAUACCUCUCUAGUUGAAGAUCCUUGAACACUGCAGUAGUAAACCCGCGCCAAGCCGGGAUGCCAUGCGAAGUCCCCCGCGUUAGAUGAUCACCUACAAAAAAAGUUGCAAAGCAGACAGGU
Molecule: messenger RNA, 1359 nt
Organism: Exophiala viscosa
Lineage: Eukaryota; Fungi; Ascomycota; Eurotiomycetes; Chaetothyriales; Herpotrichiellaceae
Exons: 2
Coding region: 444-1127 (227 amino acids)
Source: RefSeq, a predicted model, not a curated record